AGGGCCACUCAGGUGGCUAUAUAUGCUCCCAUACAUUAACCUAGCUACAAGACAAACUUCAGUGACCAUUCAGGAUUUAGGCUGCAUACACUCAUUCAUGCUGAUUUGUUUGUUCCUCCCCCGCCCACACAUACCUGAUUUUCUGGAUCUGUAGGGGCAACCUAAGGAGGGGCAAUAGAAAGACACAGAAUGUUUCCAGUCCUGAAUUCUGUUUUUUUCAACAGGGGAUGAGAUGGCAACUGAUGAGCAGAUGCCUCUGAAGGGAGAUCCGGAACAAGUGGAAACCGAUGUGUUGCCAGCAGGGAGAUCUGCAGAGAGAGUUUCUCUUAGCAUCAAACAGGAAAGAGACAGUGAGAGCAAAUAUUUGUCAGAGAGGCAAGGAACAGCCAUCUCGGUCAAAAGACAGGGCAGUGGUGCUCACCACAAAGACAAGCAUUUCAAAAAUCUGGACCAGAUAGUUAUCCAGCAGCUGAUCCAUAUUGGAGAAAGUGAGAUUGCACGCAGGAAGCAUGAGGAGGACUUCCAUCAGGGCUCUGAUCUUGUGAAACCUCAGAUCGUCCAUUUGGGAGAGAAACCUUACCUGUGUAUUGUCUGUGAAAAAACCUUUCGCAACCAUUCAGGCCUGAUGGUGCAUCAGAGGAUUCAUACAGGUGAGAAGCCCUACAAGUGCCCUGACUGCGAGAAAAGCUUCAACCAGCGGUCACACCUGACCUCCCACUGGGGGACUCAUACAGGAGAGAAGCCCUUUAAAUGCUUUGACUGUGGGAAAAGCUUUAGCUACAACUCUGGGCUCAUCAUACACCAGCGAAUCCACACGGGGGAGAAGCCCUACAACUGCUCCGACUGUGAGAAGAGCUUCAGUCAGAAGUCCCACCUGCUCUCACAUCAGCGGACGCACGUGGGAGAGAAAUCUUUCAAAUGCCCCGACUGUGGGAAAAGUUUUAGCUAUAACUCAGGUCUUGUGAUCCACCAGCGAAUCCACACUGGGGAGAAGCCCUACAUGUGCUCAGAUUGUGGGAAGAGCUUCAAUCAAAGGUCACACCUUAUUUCACACCAAGGCAUACACACGGGACAGAAGCCAUAUACAUGUAAGGACUGUGGGAAGAGCUUUAGCUUCAACUCUGGGCUAGUUAUACACCAGCGUCUUCACACUGGGGAGAAACCUUUUAAGUGCCCCAACUGUGGGAAAAGUUUCAAUCAGAAAUCACACCUCAUUUCACACCAGAGAGUCCAUGUUGGUAAGAAGCCUUGACUUGGGAAGGAAAUGAUUCAUAUUCUAUUCUGUCUUCUUCCUGGGAUGUCAAGCUGCUGCCCUGGACCCAGUUAGCUUAGAGGAAACAGUACUUUGUCAGUGUUUCCAAACCAUUGGUGCCUCAGGGCAGUGGGCUUAUAUUAGGACUAAAAUUUGCAUGCACAUUUUGAACAUUUCAUGGCAAAAGGAGAGUAAUGUGCA
This is a messenger RNA of Heteronotia binoei (common prickly gecko), 1453 nucleotides long. RefSeq names its product zinc finger protein 239-like. Gene Ontology annotation, molecular function: DNA-binding transcription repressor activity, RNA polymerase II-specific. The coding region runs from base 233 to 1252 and encodes 339 amino acids. Gene Ontology annotation, biological process: negative regulation of transcription by RNA polymerase II. NCBI's taxonomy places the organism in Eukaryota, Metazoa, Chordata, Lepidosauria, Squamata, Gekkonidae. The transcript has a single exon. The record is from RefSeq and is a predicted model, not a curated record.